Gallus gallus (chicken) is the source of this 9267-nucleotide messenger RNA. It is a transcript of the gene WBSCR17, whose product is annotated as Williams-Beuren syndrome chromosome region 17. Gene Ontology annotation, cellular component: Golgi apparatus. The record is from RefSeq and is a predicted model, not a curated record. NCBI's taxonomy places the organism in Eukaryota, Metazoa, Chordata, Aves, Galliformes, Phasianidae. The transcript has 7 exons. Bases 5250 to 6311 code for a protein of 353 amino acids.
GUGCUGCUGUGAGAGCUGGGCAGAAUUUCAAGGAUUAUUCCUUGGGUUUUUGUUUUUGAAGAAGGUGUUUGUAUGAAAUGGUGACUGCUGUUUAAAAUUAGCCCUUCCUGGCGCUCACUAGCAUCUCCAAACUGCAGGAAGGUCCCCGCUGCUGUGUGAAGGCAGGUGUAAGAUGUUCUCAGUCUUCUGGUUUAGCUGCUUUGGAAGUCAAAGGGAGAGCUGAUUUCCAUAAGCAGACAUUGUUGGUAAUGGUAACUUGCAUUUGGAAGCCUCACCAGGUGUGUAUGAGAAGAUGCUUAUGUGCAGGUAUGUGCUUAGAGGGAUGGGGUGUGUACGAGCAUCACAACAGCUGCAGAGCACUCAGGGAGCUCUUUAAUGGCCUUAUAUAAAGAGUAAAUCAAACACAAAGAUGAAAUCACGGUACUGAUGAGCUGUCUGUCUCUAAAGCCCCUUUUCAUAAGCAGCUCAAAGCAGUUCUGCACUGACCACUCAAAUGCUGAUCCCCUCACACCCUAUGCUUGCUGCAGUUGCACACUACUGUCACCCUUACAGCAAAAAUCCCCAGGAUCUCAGUGGUUGUUGGUCCAAACCUUAGACCAAUAGGGGAUUAUCAUGACUGUGCUACAAAGGCAAGCUCUGUGUGUGCUUCUGGGCAGAGAGCAGGAGCAAGCAUCUUUCCAUGUAAACGUCUGUAAAUCAAACCCAUGCUGUCUGUGCUGUGGUUGCUGGAGCCUCGUGCAUCCAGGUACAUCACUCAUAAAAUUAAGGUCACUCCUGACUGACACAGGUCAGCACAGAGGCCUCUGGUGACAACUUGUGAGCAGCCCAACAGAAGAAAGAAGGGGAUUUUUUUCAUCAGUAUUUAAUUUGGGGCAAUCUUAUUUAGACCUGUGUUCCGGGAGGGGGAAGGCUUAGGUCAGAAUCCUCAUCUCAAUAAACUCUGUCAUCCAUCUCUGGAUUAAAUUACAACUGUCAAGUGCUUUACUGGCUUCAGAAAGUAGUUCUGCAGGAAGCUUUUUAGUCCUAUGAGUGUGGAUUUGCUUUUAGAUGCAAAGUCUCGUUGAUAUUCCAGAUUCUGACUGGGGAUGCAUUAGGGAGAGUUACACCCCGACUCACUGCACUAUAAGUGACUGUCAGCAGAGCACUGAUUUUCAGCCCUCAAACUUCACAGGGAUUCCCCACGGUGUGAGAAACCCGUCGUGCCAUUUUGUGAUGAAUUCUCUGACUCUGGUCAUUUUGAACCUUACAUAAUUUAGUGCAAAGCGUAAAAGAUGGGCGCCUAAUGAUUUGUCAUAGUGUCAGGUUUUACAAGACGAACAGACUUAAGUUGCUGCCUGAAAGACUAUAAAGCUUUUGCUGAGGGUGCACCUGGGAUUUUAGCAUAUGUGGGUGGUUUGCAGCAGCCCGUGUGCUGACCAGCUCUGCCUGUGCUGCAUCAGAAUGGUUUUUAAUUUCUCAAGAACUGUCCUUGUGAUCGCAUACAUUGGCUGCAGUGAGGAGCUGGCUUGACUCACUGAAAUGGGUGGUGAGGUUUCUGCCAAAGACCAGGGCUUGGGGCUCUGCAAGCUGUGUGAUUGUUCUUAACGCUGGAGGAAAGGAUGGGGGGAGGUGGUGGAAUCACCAUCCCUGCAGGUGUUCCAGAACUGCGGAGAUGUGGCACUGAGGGAUGUGGGCAGUGUUGGUGGUAGGUGGACAGUUGGACUGGAUGAUCUUAGAGGUCUUUUCCAACCUUAGUGAUUCCAUGAUUCUGAUGUUUCUGCAGCCUCUGAGCAUCCUGAUUGAUGCUAUUGUAGAUGCCGGUGUGCAACUCUGUGCAGUGAGAGGGCUCAUGCUUGGUCGGCUUGGCCGAGUAACCAUCAGAAGGCAGCAUUUGAGAACCUGUAGGCAGCUCGUUCUGGAGCACAGGGAGGGAAUUUGGGUGCUGGGAGGGGCAAAGCAGCUGCUCCAGAGAAGCUAUGCAUCUCCUGGCAUGGAAGAGCCCUCCUUCCAGCUGGUUCUGAGCCUCCAGACCAGCUCAGUGCAGCAUGACCUGGGUGUGCUUUGCGUUGAAACCACCUCUCCAUGCUAAACUGCAGUAGGAGUGCAGGUGGGGCUUAGCACAUCAGCAGGAAUUUUUCCCAAAGCGGGGUCAGGGACAGCCUGGAUCGUCCCUGCAGGAAGCAAACAGGGUGCAAACAUUCUGCCUCCUGAGAGGGUCACAAAACGUAAGGCAUUUCCAUGAAGAAAGCAGGUUGGUCAUGCUGGAGAAAUUUGCCUUUGUGUUCUUAAAGCUUUACAUAAGAGAAGUAUUUAGAUUAAAAGGAAGGGGGGGAAAAAAAAAGCAUGCUCCUGAUUUAAAACUAACUAACUAGAUGCACGAACAGAACUUUUAAUCUGAGCCCCUGUCACAAAAACAGCCUUUAUUGAUGUCAGUUGCUUUAGAAAAGGGAAGAAUAAACAGGAUUUGGCCUUUAAUUUGUGAAGGGUUUUGAUUUUUCGGAGGCAUUAAAGAGACAGAAAAGAUGGGUAUUGAAUUAUUUAACAAUUGCUAGUAAAAUUAAGCCUCAGUCAGCCUGCUUUCACUGAAAUAAUCUUAUGAAUAAAAACAAAACAAUCUGGGGCAACAACAACACACACAGCUUCUCUCCCGCUGGCUGAACUGUUUCAAAGUAGUCCAUGAAGUGGUUUUGCAAGUCGGAGCCAAGCAGAGCCUUUUCUGUGGUCUGUUCACACUCCCAUAGGAGAAGGCUGCUGCUGGAUUACAGCAGUGGCUUUUCUCUCUAAAUCUGAAAGCGAGGGCAAAAAUAUGCAGAAAGGAGUUGGGGGAAUUUGGCUCUUCGGAUUUCUUUCUUCUUUAGCAGAUGGCAUUUAAGUGAUUUAUUGGCUAAAACCAAUCUAUUCUCAUUAAGCAGGAAGUUUUUAAUGACUUCUGAGGCGGGUAUUCAAAACAAGGGGCGAUGAUGGAGGCAGUUGUGCUCAUGACAAAACACAGCAGCCCUUCAGCAGACGAGACUUAAAAGAGUGUUUGAGAGCAAGUGCUGAAGGCUGUGAUUUUCUUUCAUGUGCACUUUAACUCACUGUCCCUUUCAGUCGGUGAAACGUAAAUAAGCAUAGUUUAAAUUAAAGGAAAAAUAGAUCCUUAUUAUCAUAUCCAUCAGUUGGAGCAAGAAGGAUCUGAUGCCAGCGAGCUCCCAGCUGCCUCUGCUUGGGAGUCUGGGGGUUUGCAGAAAGGCUCCCAGCCCAGAGCACCACCACUGUGCUGGUAGUCUGAAUUAAGUCUUCUAGAGCUUAAAUCUCCAGCUGCUUUCCCAGUGCUUGUAAAGCAUGCACACGUGGGUGUGAACAGUGGCUUGACACGUUCGUUGGCUAAAAUGUGUCUUGUUCAUUGGACCCACGCUUGCAUCCUCAGCUCAGUGUGCAUUAGGACCAGCUGUGGCAUUUGCAAGUGCCCAAUUUCUGUGCUGGUGUGUGGGCCAAGGGCAGCUGCAGCCUUUAUUCCUUUUUGGUUCCCAUUGCAAAUGUACAGAUGUAGAAAUCUGCAAGUGAACAAAGCCAAGGAAGGGCAUCUCAAUAUCCCCCCGACCACUGCCUGGGUGGUGGUGUGGCCACGAUGAGCGUCACAGGAACUUGAGAGGUAUGGUGAUGUGGAAGGAGGUCUGGUGAUGUGGCAGCCAGGGAGCAAGGGGAGUGGACGUGGCAUGGGAGCUGCAGCUGGGGAGUGACUUGGUGGCAGCAGAGGAGUUACUCCAGAGACAAGCAUGGCGGGUCUCCUGGCUGCCAGCUCUCUGCUAUCCAUCACUGCUCGCUCUGAAGGCAGCACUUUCACAGCAGGAUCUGUUUUACAAAAUUCAAGCCCAGAUGAAGCAUUAUUAGCUCUGUGAGCACUGUUAGCUGCAGGUUUGGUCUCCAGCAGGCGCUGCUGUGGGCCCUGCACAUGCAUCCUGUGGAUGAAGGAAUCAUUGCUAAACACCAAGCUUUGAUGGAGACAGCUUGUCUGCAGAUCACAGCCCCCACAUCCCCAUCAUUUUUCAGAGAAAGUGACACAUCAGAAAAAGUGCAAACUUCAAACCAAGCAAGAAGAGCGUUUCAGGCUUUGAGAAGGAGCUGCUGCGUUCCUGGAGGCAUGAGGCUCCUGGGGUAGGAAUCCCUGAUCUGCCGCCCACAGACAUGGGGCACACAGCCUCUAGUCACCUCCUGGUCUUUGGGGAAGAGCUAUAAAGUGUUGAUGUUGCUUGCCUUCUGUAUGGUGAUGGCAGAGUUAGCACCUACAUUGGGUUCCUUCAGAGACCAGUCUGAAGUCCUAGUCCUGGCAGACAGUGGUGCUGCUCAUGAGUUUUGCAUUCAUAUGGAAACAAAAACACAUUCAGACAUGUUUGUGUUGCUGCUGUUUUGAGGCUCCAGAAUGCAGCUUUCAUCAGCACCUUCAAAUUACUGCAAGUAGUGACAGCCUGCAGCCAGCUCUGUGCUGAGGAUGGGGCAGCUGCCUGCCUGCAGGGACACUGCCCGCUGUGGGGCCCUUCAGUGCAGCAGCAGCACCUGGAGAAGCUUUAGGAAGAACAUCAGCUGUGCUGAUCCUAAAGGAUUCCAUGAGGCCCUGGGUUGUCGCUGCCCCUGCUUUUUUGGGGUCCCUGAGUCAAAAACCUGCUUUGCUUCCAGUCCCAAGAUGACUCUUCCAGGGAAAUGCGAGGCUAGGAAUAGGUUUUGCUCCGGUUAGCACUCCAGCUGCAGUCUGUCCCUUGAUAUGACAGUUGAGGAAGCCUGUUUUAUCUGUGCUGGGCAUCUUGGUGCUUAAUGAACACCUUUCUCAGAUCCUAAUUGCCUUGUAGGAGCCGCUGUGCUCCUUAGAAGAUGAGCAGGUAUUUACUAAUGAGCAGUCAGGCUCGAGGUGCUCUUAACAUGAUCUGAUGAGCAUUCGCUUCUUUGCUCUGAUUAAUACCUGGGUGAACUCACCUUUAUUUUUUUAUUUUUAAUUUUUAAUUUUGGGGAAUUGAAGCAAAGAAAUGUGAUGUCCGGAGGUAGAGCUGUGCGCUGGGCUUCUCUUCCCUGGGAUGGCAGCCCUGCAGCCCAUCCUCACCCAUUUAGUGCGUUCCUCAAAGUUACAAGCUUGGAGACGGCAGCGGUAGUGUGGUGUGGACUCCGUUAGCACAGCCUGGAGCACCAACCAAUAGCAAAGCAUCACUUCUUGAACACCAGCGGAGCGUGUCGUUCUUUCCUUAUCCUUUCUAUCUUUCUGAUUUCCCUUCUGAAAAAAAAAAGGAGAAGAAAAAGACAUGGAGUACUUAAGCAAACAGCUGUCAGUACCUUCGCGUGGUGCCUGGAGACCUCAAAGUGCUGUGAUCACAAUUGAGUGCCGUCUGUCUGAAUGGUGGGUUGGGCUGAUGGGACUUCAGUGCUGGAGGAAGAGGUUUCCUUCCCCUCGUGAUGGGCAUCUUGAUGGCCAGCUCAGCCUGCAGAGAGGUUCCUUGCUCCUUGGAGACAGGAAGGCUGUUUGUUUCAGGACGCCAGCGAUGAUCGGUUGCUCCUUUGUUGUGCACAGGAAGUUCUUUGGAGAGAUUGGGCUCCUCGAUCCCGGGAUGGACGUGUAUGGAGGGGAGAACAUAGAGCUCGGCAUCAAGGUGUGGCUGUGCGGCGGCAGCAUGGAAGUCCUGCCCUGCUCCAGGGUGGCCCACAUCGAACGCAAGAAGAAGCCCUACAACAACAACAUUGGUUUCUACACCAAACGUAACGCCCUGCGAGUGGCCGAGGUGUGGAUGGAUGACUACAAGUCCCAUGUGUACAUCGCGUGGAAUUUGCCUCUGGAGAAUCCGGGUAUUGACAUCGGGGAUGUCUCCGAGAGAAAAGCCUUAAGGAAGAGCUUGAAGUGUAAGAAUUUCCAGUGGUAUCUGGACCACGUUUAUCCAGAAAUGAGAAGAUACAACAACACUGUUGCGUAUGGCGAGCUUCGAAACAACAAGGCAAAAGAUGUCUGCCUUGACCAGGGCCCGCAGGAGAACCACACAGCAAUAUUGUACCCGUGCCAUGGCUGGGGACCGCAGCUUGCACGCUACACCAAGGAGGGGUUCCUUCACCUUGGUGCCCUUGGGACCACGACGCUCUUGCCCGACACCCGCUGCCUGGUGGACAACGUGAAGAGCCGCUUCCCUCAACUCCUCGACUGUGACAAGGUCAAGAGCAGCCUUCAUAAGCGCUGGAAUUUCAUCCAGAACGGUGCCAUCCUGAACAAGGGAACAGGGCGCUGCUUGGAGGUGGAGAACAGGGGAAUGGCCGGCAUCGAUCUGAUCCUUCGCAGCUGCACAGGACAGAGGUGGACAAUUAAAAAUUUCAUCAAGUAAAGAGUGGAGAAGUCAGAGGAGUUUCACCUGAAAGGUGGCUGACUUGGACCAAUUCGUCCGGACUCCUUUGGAAAGGACAAAAUAUCAAAACAGAGCUUUAUUCAUGUUAUUAGGAGAGGACAUGGGGGAAAUGGGCAUUUGUGUCUUUAUUUUUAUUGUAUAUUAGUCUCCCACAGGUGAUUUCAACUGUGUGAAAUUGGGUCAGAACUCUAAUUUUCUUCUGGCAAGCACUCUAAAAGGUACCAAUUAUUUCUGCUGGAGUAAGUGUAAUAAGCUCAUGCAUCCUUGGGAGCAUUUCACUGGCAGGGAAAUGCUGUUUUCCCAGAUGACUCCAAGUGCUCCCAAGACCCAGCCAGGUUUGUACUGUGAUUGAAGUCAAGAGACCCUGCAUAUAUCUGCAUGGCAAGCAUGCAAACGUGCAUGCUUGCGAGAGGAAAAGGCCACCAAGCCGUGAAGAAGCUGUAUUUGAAUGACAUGGUGUCUCACUAGGUGCAUUGUGUCUUUUCCCCUUCUUGCUCCUGCAUCCAGCAGCCCCUUUCUUGAGUCUGGGAGAAGCGAAGCUCUCGGAGACGCCCUGGUAGAUCCUGUAGAUCUCUCCAGUUCCCCAUCACAGAUGUCAUGACAUGAAAUACAGUUGAAUAAGAAUCCUGAGCUCCCGUUGUCUGCUCCCCAUCGCCCACUUGCUGCUGUUGGCUGAACCAGCCCGGCGUAGCACCGGCUCCUCUGUUUGUGGAGACCCCAAAUGGAAAGCCCCACGAUCGGUUACCUGCCCAUUUUGGGGUCUUUUGGAUGCAUGCCUUGUCAGAAUUAACCCAUGGCAGCCUGAGCAUUGCACAGCAGGCUGCCAGCCUGACACUGGCCCCUUGGGGGUUCUGUUACCCCUUUUUUUGCUCUUUUCAGGAUGGAUGUGCUGAUGUGUGCAAGAGGCUGAGGGCAGGUCGUGUGAAAGUCCUGCUCAGGCUUCCCUCCCAUGGAGGCUAUGGGGUUUGUUUUUAAGGCAUCCUAGUGUCUGAAUGAAGACAUGAAUAGUGGUAGUCUCCUUACCUCUGUAGUGGUGUAGUUUUCUUCUUGAGGCUCGAACACAUCUAUCCUGCCUGCUUCAUUGUGUUUCUGCAGUGAUGCUGAUGUAAGGAAGGGAGAGGGAGGGCAAGAGACCAAUACAUGGCAGCUUGCCUGAAGUUCUUCAUCUUGAGUCACUUAAGGCUUGUUAACACAGUGGGACGGUCUCACCUGGUUUAUCUGACUCACAGUAAUUCUGGGAACCAAAUCAAUCCAGCCACUGUGGGAGACUUCGGUCUGGGGUCGUGGUGUCUGGCUAACUGGAAAAGGGAAACAUCUUGAAAAGUCAUUUCACAUGGAUGUGGGACUAAUGGGUGGCCACAGGCUUUGCUCAGUUGAGAGGGGAAGCCAGCCCAUCUCCUGUCCUUCUCACAGAAUAAUACUCUUUCUGGUUGCCCUCUGGCUAGGGUGCACUAAAAUAUAUUAAUAUAUGAGAUGUAUGUGUAAAUAUGUUUCCCAAAGAUGGGAUGUGCACAGAGUUGUUUGCUGCAGAGCACUCAUGCCUGUCUUCCAUUUGCAUCGGGAUAAUGCUACCUGGGUGUUUAAUGAGUUUAAUUUUCAAUGCCAUGCAGCAGGUUUAUGACUGAUGUUUUAGUAAUUUAUUGAACAGAAACAGAUAUAUUUCAUUGUUCCUUCUUACAGCAUCACAUCUGAUUGUUCACUUACACGUGACAAGACUCAUUGGAGUUGUCUCUGGGUUUUCUCCCUUGCCUUCCGUAAUGCAGUAAAACCUCUUGUUGUCCUGAAUUGCAAAGUAGGGACUCAAUGUAGAAUUUUGCUCUCUUACUCGCUGUUACAUCAUCUCUCGUGUAAUAAAUUUUAGCACUUAUGAAAUGGAUACGAUUGCAAUGUCUUCAGAUGCAUGAGGCGUUUCCCCUGCAUUUGUUGCUGCCCUCUAAGAAAAGCCAUUUGCCAACGGAGAGGACUCACUCCAAGAAAGUCUGGGGGAUUUGAGAUUUCACAGCCAGCGGCCAAAAUGUAAAGUUCCCUUUUAAUUGAGCGAUCAGUUGCUGUCAGUCAUCAGUGGAAGCCACGUAUUGUUUAGCAUUGGGAAAAGCCUGCAUGUUUUGGAGGGGGUGGGGGAAAAAGGAAUCCUUUGGAUGUUGCUGCGCUAUCAUUCACGGUUCUCAGCUCCGCUCCAGUCCUGCCAGUGCUCGGGGCGCCAGCAGAUGGGCUUUGUCAGAUUUAAUUGUGGUGGAGGAAGGUGUCCCCGCCGCCAGCCUUCCAUCUGCUGCUGGAGGCUUCUGUCCCCAUCACCGUCAGCGCUGAGGAGCGUCUGGCCGCGCCGUGCCUGCUGGAAUUUGCAGGAUGUUCUUCUCCAGCAGGCGGGGAUCGCUCUGCUGAGCCAUGGGACUGCUGGCUGAGGUCGCUUCAGGAUGGUGGCGUGGCGGUGUGUGGUGACGUCCAUGUGCUUGUCAGCUGGCUCAGGUGACACGAAACAUCUGGAUCCCAUUGGUGAUGGGCUCCGAUUCUUCAAAAAGAGCCGGAGAUGUGUUCCCUUCGUGCAUAUCCCAAAGGAAGGGGAUGUGGAAAUGAAUGCUUUACUCCAGGACCUUCAAGUGGGGAAAAAAAAAAAAAACAACCUGUCAAGAUGAUUUCCCUCUUGUCACCGCUGUACGUAGAGUGCUUGGAAAUGACUGAAAAGCAGCAAAAUGGGGAUUAAAAUGGAGAGUUUUAUCUGCUGUGUCCGUGUAAGUGCAGCUCUGUUCUCAUAUUGGUUUGUGACAUGCAGAGAUGAUUGCUGAGGCGACGACCUGAGGCCUGCACCCCCCUAAACCUUAGAAAUCUGUCUUAGGAAUCUGGAUCUAAAUGUUGCAUCUUGCGCUUAUCUCUAAUUAUAAUGUUAAUUGCUCUAAAAAGUGAUAUCAAAGUGGUUCUUAUUAAAUAUAUGAUUUGA